Messenger RNA from Mesocricetus auratus (golden hamster), 3952 nucleotides. It is a transcript of the gene Ankrd34b, whose product is annotated as ankyrin repeat domain 34B. Bases 558 to 2090 code for a protein of 510 amino acids. NCBI's taxonomy places the organism in Eukaryota, Metazoa, Chordata, Mammalia, Rodentia, Cricetidae. The record is from RefSeq and is a predicted model, not a curated record. The transcript has 5 exons. Gene Ontology annotation, molecular function: protein binding.
CGCGGGCGCGUCCCUCCCAGCGGAAGCGCCAGCCCCGCGUCUGGCGAGGUGCGCGCUCCGCGGCUCCCGCUCCAGAGCUUCGUGGCUCGCCUGUGUCUGCAGAGCAGGGGCGGGGGCCCGGCGGCACGGACUGGGGACUGAGAUCCUAGUAACCGCGGAAUCGUAGACAGUCACCCAGCUCCGACAGCGCGUCGGGACCGGAGCAGAUCGGGAAGGUGAAGGACUACUGCGGAUCCGACAGCGCGUCCCAGCACCUUGGACUUGCUCCCUCCCGAACUGAGGAAAAUCUGAGGAAACCGGGCAGGGACCUUGGAGAAGCCGCCGCCUGAAUACUCAACAGCCUGGAAAUCCAGUCACCUUUGUACCUCGCUGCUUCCCAGACACUUUGGAGGAGCAGGAGCUGACAGCUGGCUGACGGAAAGCUCACCCAGGGAGAGAAGAGAGACAAGUAUGAGAUUAGGAAUAAUGCUUUCAGAAUAGACCUGCAAGUUGGGACCCACACUGCCAUCUGAAGUCCUGCACCCCAAGUUUCAGGCAUUGAUUUCUGACUUUUGAAGAUGGAUGAAGGCACAGAAGUCUCCACUGAUGGCAAUUCCCUGAUCAAAGCCGUCCAUCAGAGCCGGCUUCGCCUCACAAGACUUUUGCUCGAAGGUGGUGCCUACAUCAACGAGAGCAAUGACCGUGGAGAAACACCUUUAAUGAUUGCUUGUAAGACCAAGCACAUCGACCAGCAGAGCGUCGGUAGAGCCAAGAUGGUUAAAUACCUUCUAGAAAAUAGUGCUGACCCCAACAUCCAGGACAAAUCCGGGAAAAGCGCUCUGAUGCACGCAUGCUUGGAAAGAGCGGGCCCGGAAGUGGUUUCCUUGCUGCUCAAGAGUGGGGCGGACCUGAGCUUGCAAGACCAUUCCGGCUACUCAGCUCUGGUUUAUGCUAUAAAUGCAGAAGACAGAGAUACCCUCAAAGUUCUCCUUAGCGCUUGCCAGGCAAAAGGAAAAGAGGUCAUUAUCAUAACCACAGCAAAGUCACCUUCUGGGAGGCACACCACCCAGCAGUACCUCAACAUGCCUCCCGCAGACAUGGAUGAGAGCCAUCCGCCGGCCACGCCUUCAGAAAUUGACAUCAAGACAGCCGCGUUACCACUCUCCUGUUCUUCAGAGACGGACCUGACACUUUUUGGCUUUAAAGAUAAGGUGUUUCCUGGAAGCAGUGACAAUACCUGGGACCCAGACUCUCCUCGGCAGAAGGCUCUGAUGACCACCAACGGGCCCAAGUUAUCCCAGGUUGGUUCGGCCUGGAUCAAGAGUCCCCCAUCAUUAAAGCACCAGGCCAGAGUGGCCUCCUUGCAAGAGGAGCUCCAGGAUAUCACUCCAGAGGAAGAAAUAGCCUACAAAACCACCGCGCUGGCACUGUCUAAGCGCUUCAUCACCAGACACCAGAGCAUUGAUGUAAAAGACACGGCACAUUUGCUCAGGGCCUUCGACCAGGCCAAUUCCAGGAAGAUGUCGUAUGAUGAAAUAAAUUACCAUCCUUUGUUUCCAGAAGGAAACCAGCCAUGCAUGGAAAUUCCCAAUGACCAGGACCCAGACUCUAACCAGACCCUAUUUGCCUCCACUUUAAAAAGUAUAGUGCAAAAGCGAAACUCAGGGGCCAAUCACUAUAGCUCCGAUUCUCAGCUCUCAGAGGGUGUUACCCCUCCAAACUUAGAAGACGGGAAAGUCGGAAAGAAAAAGAUCUUCUCUCCAUCUCCUUCCUUGCUAACGGGAUCCAAAGAAAUAAUGGAGACUGUCCCUCCGAGCGCCCUGAGCAGGAGGAACCACGCGGUUUUAGAAAGGCGGGGCUCUGGGGCUUUCCCCAUUGAGCACAGCCUCAUGCAGAGCAGACCCGGGUUUCUGCCACCCUUAAAUGUAAAUCCUCACCCUCCCAUCACAGACGUCGGUGUCAACAACAAGAUCUGCAGCCUGCUUUCUUGUGGCCAAAAAGUGCUUAUGCCAACGGUUCCUGGUUUCCCGAAGGAAUUCAAAAGCAAAAAGAUGUUGUUGAGGAGGCAGUCACUGCAGACAGAACAAAUUAAGCAAUUAGUAAAUUUUUAAGAGACGCCUGGAAAACACAUCGUGUUCAGACGUCUGGAUCAGAGAAACAUAGACUUAGAGAAGAAAUCUUAACUGUAUCCUUUUAAGUCUUAGCUAGUACAUCACAGCUAGGCAAAUCAAAACAUAGAGCAUUUUGUAUUAGGUACCGUGAGCACACCAUAGUAUAGAGCUUCUGAGGAAAUUCUACCAAAGUGAAAGAUGUUGUUCUCAAAACCUCCAGUAUUUAUCAACUUCCAUGUGGUCCAAGGGUUCCAUCUAAACAAAACCCUCCAAGAGAAAGUUGCCUAUGCUAGAAACCAUUUUUAAAAUUUCAGAUUGGCUUCACAUUCUACUAAGAAACAAUGUUCUCAAGUUAGUAAUUUUGUCAACACUUUAGUCAACAAGAUUGUAAUUUUCCAUGAUGCCAAAAAUUGUCAAAGAAAACCCUGGCAUCAGUCAAGCUAAACUACAAAGGAAGGGUAAGCAGAUUAGCUAAAAAUGUUGACUCAGGCAGGUAAAAGUCUCAUUCAAAAACUGUAAACGUGAAAAACCAGUCAGAAUGAGCAACCACGGUUCAUACUGACUGCUAAGUCUGCAUCAAAAUGGCGGGCGAGGGGGCUGAGGGGGCUGAGGGGGCUGAAGGAGCUUACUGACCGUGCAAGGCUGAUGACCUGAAUCCACAUAACAACUAGGCCCAAUAGUGCCAGGUUCUGUAAUCCCAGUAUUCUCUGUGGGGAGAUGAGGGGCAGAGCCAGGAGAAUCCCCAGAAGCUCAUGGCUCAGAUAGUCUGACUAACGCUGAGGUGAAGAGACCCCGACUCAGACAAAGGGGCAAGGGAUGACUGACACCGGAAAGCUACCCUCUGACAGCCACACAACCCUCCCCCCAACUGGCAAGGCAGGGCAGCACACCACAUGCCAAAUUCUGUUGUUUUUGCACUGUGUAUCCCUUUCAAAUGAACUUACCAAUCAUGUUACCUUACGGAAUUUUUUCUCAUGCCAUUUUUUUCGUAUCUUAUACCAAGAUGAUAUAAAAAUUAAAAAGUAUUCACUUUGACUUACAUUAAUCCUGUCUUCCUAAAAGAGACACCCAAAACAGGGUGGGGGCAGGAUGCAAAAAGUUUGGGAUUGAACAUAAAUGGAAAUUAAACGCUUGCUUCAUUAAAAAAAGAAAAACUGAUUAAUAGAUUAGUUUAGUUUAGUUAAAAUUACAAAAUCCAAGUAGAAACUUAACCAUAAAAUGUAUUACUGGGUCAUUACUAAGCAGUAUCUUUAUUUCUGAGAUGUAGUUAUUAGACAGUCAUAUAAAGAUAUAUAAAGAUAAUGUCCUCGGUGUGACAUUUGGAUCAUCUAGUACUUUAGGGUCUAUGAAUAACUUUUAACAAAUACACACUAUAAUAAGAUAGUUAAAAAUGACAGUAUUACCUACAUGACUUCCAAGUAUGGUAUUCAAAGAAUCCUUCACUUGUAGCAGUUCUGAAGCAAAGACUAACAGAAACUAGAACCCCCAUGGCUGUGGAGCUAAUGACAUCAUCUACAGCUUUAUUUCUUUGCCCAACAGGUGGCACGAUGCCUUUCUUGGUAAUUUGAUAUGAGCAAUUUGAAAUGUACAUAGAAAUUAUGUAAUUAUCUGUGGCUUUUAUUUUAAAAACUAAUUGCAGGUUUUUUCCAUUUAAUGUUUUGAAGAAAAAAUUAGUUACAUUAGAAAAUACUUUUUAUUCAGAAACUAAAAUUGUACUGAUGUUUAUAAGUAGCUGAAUUCCUUUCGCAAGUUUUAAUAUCACAAAAAGUACUUGACCUCACAUUGUAAGGACACAGUUUGGAAGAAUAUGUAUAUAGAGUAAUUCAUUAUCAAGAUGCUAUCAAUAAAGAUUUAAAAUAUCA